AUGUCCGCCGACUCGAACAUGAUCUGCGAAGUUAAACAACCACCGCAGCGUGAGAAGAAGAGUUUGAGUUCUCAGCCAUUAAUGUCAUAUCUUCCAGACGAACUCGUGGAGCAGAUACUUGCUCGUGUUCCGAGAUGUGCUUACCAUAACCUUUCUCUUGUAUGCAAAAGGUUCCUCUCUCUAAUCUCUUCUCCCCAACUCUACACGACACGUUUUAACCUUGGAACCACCGAACCAUACAUUUAUUUUGGCGUAAAAUCGAAUAUUAGUGAGAAUUUCUUCCAGUGGUUCACUCUUUCGUUGAAACCUCAAGAACCACAUGACGGUGAGAUUUUAUAUGACUAUUUCUUGAUUCCGAUACCUUCCUAUCCCCAUCCUUUAGGUUUACCAUAUAGAUCAACCGUAGCAGUUGGUUUCGAUAUCUACCUAAUUGGUGGAUGCCAUGAGCUAAGUUCCUCUGUUUGGAUCCUUGAUUGUCGAAGUAACACAUGGCGUGACGGGCCUAACAUGAUAGCAGCUCGAAAAUAUCCACGAGCGGUUCUCAUCGACCAGAAAAUAUACGUGAUUGGAGGUUGCAAUGUUGACAGUUGGUUUGAGGUAUUGGACAUAAAGACUCAGACUUGGAGAGCCUUGCCGAGUCCUGGUGCGCGUCAUGAGCUAUGCAAUAUAAAUAUUAAUGUUAACCCUGAUGGUUUUGAAGGAAAGCUUUACGUAGCGUCACAUGAAAAUGACUACACUUAUGAUCCUAAAGAUGGUACAUGGAAAGUUGUAAGAGAGGAAUCGAGUUGGCGAGAGUUGUGGGAUUCGUGUGUGAUAGAUAAUGUAAUGUACAGUUAUGAUUACCCGGGGAUUAUUAAGUGGUAUGACUAUGAGGGUAGGGUUUGGAGAGAGGUAAAGGGUUUGGAAGGACUUCCUUCAUGUACGAGACUGGUCCGAAACUAUGGUGGGAAACUUGUAGUUAUGUGGAGGCAGUGGCCUAAGAAACAUAGCGAAAACUCGAAUCCUAAAAUUUGGUGCGCUAAGAUUGCGUUAGAAAAGCGCCAUAAAGAUGAGAUUUGGGGUAAGACGGAGUGGAGUAAUACUGUUCUCGAGAUUCCCAUGUCAUUUUACUCAUUUCUUUGUGUAGCUGUUACAAUUUGUUGA
This is a messenger RNA of Capsella rubella, 1143 nucleotides long. RefSeq names its product F-box/kelch-repeat protein At5g39560. Gene Ontology annotation, molecular function: protein binding. The coding region runs from base 1 to 1143 and encodes 380 amino acids. The record is from RefSeq and is a predicted model, not a curated record. The transcript has a single exon. Lineage: Eukaryota; Viridiplantae; Streptophyta; Magnoliopsida; Brassicales; Brassicaceae.